CUUGAAGCUUUGAAACAUAGCUGAGUCAGUGAAAUGCAAUCAGCAAUGACGCGUAGGCAUGUUCAAACUUUACUGACCCUUUCUGUGAUAGUGCGACUUGCAGUCUGGAUAUUAGUUUAUAUCUCUGCUCGCUUGCUUCCACUGUUCGAUGCAUCACCAAGCAUUUGGAUCAACGGAACACCCCCAUCCUCUAUCCUCCUUCGUUGGGAUGCGUUCCAUUUCGCGCACGUAGCAAGAGAAGGAUAUGUAUACGAACACGAGUGGGCAUUCUUCAAUGGAUUGCCACUGCUGAUGCGCAUUUUGGACCACUUGCAAGCCCUGGCAGGUUUUGGUACAAACGGUUGGGGGACGCUUCUUCGAGGCGGAGCAGGCAUGGCCAUACUGUGCGACUCAACACACGUGCUGUAUCACCUAUCAUUACAUUAUUUCCGCUCACCUUCCUUGGCAUUUUUAUCCGCUGCACUCUCCCUAUUAUCGAGUAGCCCCGCUGCGCUUAAAUUGGCAUCAUACAACGAACCGUUCUUCACAUAUCUCUCGUAUCGGGGCAUGCUAGCAUGUGCACGCUCCAAGUGGGCUGCAGCAUCUGUAUGCUUUGCAUUGGCAAGCAUGUUCAGGUCCAAUGGAAUAUUAUUGUCCGGAUUCAUACUGUGGGGUAUGCUGGUCGCGCCCUUUCUGACAGGGCAGAAAGAUCUAGUAAGCAUAAUCAUCCGAGUUAUGACAUCUGAGUUAAUGCAUUUAUGCCAGCUUACUCCUAGACGUUUGCUUAAAUGCGUGUUGUUGACUGCAUUGCCUCUGAUCCCCUUCAUCCACCACAAUGUCAUGGCAUAUCUGCUAUUCUGCAAGCCAUCAGCAACACACAUCCCGGAUUGGUGUACGAACAAUAUGCUUCCUUCGAUAUACUCCCACGUGCAAUCUAAAUAUUGGAACGUUGGCUUCUUGCGAUAUUGGACUGUCUCCAACAUACCAAACUUCAUGUUCGCGCUUCCUGUCUUACUUCAUGUGUUUGCGUUCUGCUGGUUUUAUCUAUCGAACUUACCCGCCAUUAUUCCUCAUAUCGCCCCGUGGAUUCGCUCAAAAAACAAUGACGUCCCUCCCCCUCCUCAGCUUGACUCUCCAUUUCUAUCUCCGUCCCUACUACCCCACGUACUCCACGCCUUGGCGCUCACGUUGAUCUUGACAUUCAAUGCUCACGUUCAGAUAUCACUUAGGCUUCUCCCGUCUCUUCCACUCACGUACUGGGCUGCUGCUCGUCUCAUGCUUGACCUUCCGAAGUGGGGGAAGGCAUGGGUCACAUGGAGUGUUUUGUGGGGUGCCUUGAGCUGUGUCCUAUGGGCAGUAUUUCUCCCACCUGCUUGAAUUUGUAUGUUAGAGAUUAGUGCGUGGUAGAAUAAAUGCACAUAUACCAUCGGGAAACAGCAAUUUGUCCUAACAUAGCGUACUUUAUCGUAAAUUAGUGUUGCUGACAUCGUCUUAGUCGGUUGCAAAGCGGUCUUCUCUUGCUU
Messenger RNA from Suillus discolor, 1502 nucleotides. RefSeq names its product glycosyltransferase family 76 protein. Gene Ontology annotation, molecular function: GPI mannosyltransferase activity; alpha-1,6-mannosyltransferase activity. The coding region runs from base 34 to 1356 and encodes 440 amino acids. Gene Ontology annotation, cellular component: mannosyltransferase complex; endoplasmic reticulum membrane. The record is from RefSeq and is a predicted model, not a curated record. Gene Ontology annotation, biological process: GPI anchor biosynthetic process. The transcript has a single exon. Lineage: Eukaryota; Fungi; Basidiomycota; Agaricomycetes; Boletales; Suillaceae.